GUUUGAGACAGUAGCUGUACCAGCAGGCAGCAGCUCCUCCUCCUCCUCCUCCUGAUUUCACCUUCCCCAACUUCUCCCUACCAAGUGAAGAAUGGUUUUGUGUAUUUGAAGUUCCUUCCCUCAAGAGCCCUUCUUUUCUCAUCUAACUGAGCUAAGGUGCUGAUACGUUUCCUAUCACCACCAACACCAGAACCUUUUCUUUCUCUUGAGAAAUGCCAAUCUUAGUGGAGAGGAUAGCCAAUAUCUUUGACUGAUUUUGUUUGUGCCCAUUCAGAUUCCUCGCAUCAAAAGCCCUCAGAAAUCAAAGAUUGUUUACAGGGUUUGGAGGACCCAGAGGAUACAGCUCUUGUUUCAAUAGCCCUGGCCUUUUGCCCUGAAGGAAUGAGGGAAAACGCUCAUGUCUGCACCGGUCUGGCGCCUCUAGGGUUUGUUUGGUUGAUCCAUCGGUGUCACCGGCAGAAUCGGAAAUGAAAAAGAAGAAGCUUUCGGAGGUGAUGCAUACCUGUAUGAACCGUGGUGGUGGGUUGGAAUGAACUCAACUAUUUAAUACCGAAACGGAAGAAACAAGUCAAACAACCAUUGCAUGUAGUCUUUGUGUCACUGGUGACUUGACUGAUAAAAGCCCUGCAGAGAAGAGAUCCAAUCGGUGUUCUUAUAACGAUCACAUUCUGUUUUCUCCUUUGUUGAGCUGCGCAUGUGACUGUAGGCACCACACUACCAGUGAGGUUGGCAACGUCCUUCAUUUUUCCUCCAUUCAUAAUCCGAUCCAGGCUUGGUUUCAUCCAGUUGUGGCUUUUUCUCCUCUUCAUUCUCAAGUGCUAUAGCUUGUUCGCAAAAUUCCUUCCCGAUACCCCUUCAUCAAUUCUUGGGCAACCCAAACCCUAGCCUUGGAAAAUACACAAAGUCAAGCUACAUUUAGGGCUCCAAAUCCAUGCAAAGAAAUUGAAUUACCUUUGUACUUCAGAAAGGCUCAGCUUGCUAGAGAAUCUGGCGAUUGGUUUGACCUAAUUUGAGAAUCUAAGAAUCUCAAAUCAGUUUGACAGACAUCAAGAAUUAGAAACCCUUGGUGAUAACGGCUCAUGUGUGAGAAGAUCGGACAACACAAAUGUUGCAAUAGGUGAGAAUGGUGAUCGUGAUAGGAAGGUUGCAUCUCACUGUUUGACUUCAGAUGAUAGCUUUCCCGUGGCUGAAAAGGUUGUGACUUGUACUUGUUUUGACAAAGCUGGUGGCUAUCCCUGUGAGUUUCCAAAAUUUACUGAAGAACUUCCACUGGUUGAGGGCGAACCUUUUGAGUGCUCAAGUCAUUCAUCCCAGAAGAAUCAUCUCUGGCAGUCUGUAUCUUUCAUAAAGAACACAAGAAUGCUAAAAUCUCAGCGAUCGCAGCCAGGGAAUCCUGGCAAUGGUUCUGACUUAAAUGACGAUUGGGUUAGAGUUUGUGAUACCUGUGGGGAUGUAGGAGAUGAGUCCUUACUUGUUUCUUGUAACAAGUGUACUGAUGGCGCAGCACACACUUAUUGUAUGCGUGUUAAGCUGUUUGAAAAGCCUAAACAUUGGGUGUGUGAAGACUGUGCACCAACGGCAGGAACUAACAAAUUAGUGGAAGAUGACGUUGAAGUAGGUGCUAGAAGAAAGACAGGACAUUUAUCAAAAAGUUCAAUAAACCUUGAAUCUAGUAAAGGUGCAAAAUUCAACUCUAGAUCUUCAUAUCCCAGUAAAAGUAAGACAACUGGUGUAAGCUUGACCGGUAAUUUAUCAGCUCAAAGACAUGGAGUCCCUUUAGAAGCUCCAACAGCUCAAAAAGCCAGGGCUACUGAAAGAAGAGCUGUAUCCUCCGGGUCCUCCAAACCCUGUAAACAAUCUUUGCUUUCUGAAGACUUCUCAUGCGAGGAAUCUGAAUGGGCACAAACAAAGUCAGUCAAAGAUAUUGUUUAUUCUCUUCCACCAAGGUCUGGCAUUUCUCAAGAGAAAGAAAAGGUUCCUCGUGCUUGUGGUGAUAGAAAACGUAUCAGCACCUUAGCUCAGCUAGAUGAGAAAAAAAGGGUUCUUGAGGGGAAGGUUAUAUCUCACCAAACUUCAACUACACAAAACCAUCCUUCACUUGGUAGGGAACCUCCAUCUGAGAAGUUGAGGAAGGCGAAAUUAGGGGCUGCUGGUACAGCUACUUCUCUGAAACCAUCUUCCAAUGGUUCUUUCUUAAAGGAAAAGUUAACCUAUGGUUUAGGUGAUGGAUCACCAAAUUUGGAUUCGCAAAUUGACAUAGCACAAAAUAAAUGCUCUCUGUUGAAGUCAAAUUCUUCCAAAGCUGCGAAUUUGAAACCUAAAGGACAGCUGGUCAAGGCUGGACGUUUGCAAAAGCAGAAGGUUGAGAGAGAUCCGACUUUUCAUGAUGAUAGAAAGGGAAAGAAGGAAAAAGAAACUUCUUCUGGUAGUGAUACUUUAUUUUCAGGAUCCCGUUUUUGUAAUCCUGAUGCUGUUGGACGUUCAGGACAAUCAGAUCAUAGAUCACGGCCAAGCAUUUGCAAAACUCACAUAGAUUCAAACUCUACAAAUAAAAAGAAAAAUGUGAGCCAACAAGCUGAACACCUUGCAAAAGCUGCUGCUCCUAUGACUGGCCGUGCUUCUGAUGAAAUGCCCCCCUUGAGAGACUUGGCUCAGGUUGAGGCAACAGCCAUCUUACAGGGCCUUGUCGUCCCAAAUACUGAUUGUUCAUGGCUAGGCAAAUUUGUGAUCCACAACAGUGAGGGCAUUGCAAGGAACUGUGAUGGGGUUCUAGCUCAUUUAUCAAGUUGUGCAUCACUUAAAGUUCUUGAAGUUGUUGACAGGCUUCCUCGGAUUAUUAAACUGGAGGAACUACCUCGCUUAAGGAUUUGGCCAUCUCAAUUUAUGGGAAGUCAAGUCACAGAAGAAAAUAUUGGCCUCUACUUUUUUGCAAAAGAUUAUGUUAGCUAUGAUACAUGCUAUAGUGGAUUGGUGAAAUACAUGAUCAACAAUGAUUUAGCUCUGAAAGGAAAUUUGGAUGGAGUUGAGCUUUUAAUUUUUCCAUCCAACAUUCUGCCUGAGAGAUCCCAGUUUUGGAACCAGAUGAUGUUCCUCUGGGGCGUAUUCAAAGUGCAAAAGGUGAAUAACUCAGCAAACACACUAGUCUCAAAUUCUCUGAUGCAAGGAAAUGGAGAUACUGUGAAAUAGGGGAGCAAUUGAUCUCAAUGCGUAUACUGGAGAUGCAAAUGUUGACAGAGGUCUUAAUCUUGCAGUGCAGGGUAGAAGCACAACACCAGAAAAUGGUUCUGUUAGGAUUGAGCACCAUGUUAAGGAGCUACCAACAUCACUUUCUCCUGCAAUGCUUUCAACUGUGGAAAAUAUGGACCCGCGUGAUAGGCACGCCACAGAAUCUUUGAUUCUUCUCUCUAGGGGCAGUUUUUGAAUGAAGGAAACCUCUUAUUUAUACUUUACCCUUUUAUGUUAUUGUGGUUUGUGUUUCACUGGAUCAAUGAUAUUAAUAAUUCGUUGUUCAUACAUUUGUACCUAGAAUUUGGACAUGCCUUGUUUGUUUUCCAUUCCAGUAUCUGUUUUGGUGCCAGUGUAAGGCAUUUGACUUUA
Lotus japonicus is the source of this 3597-nucleotide messenger RNA. RefSeq lists its product as uncharacterized. The coding region runs from base 1360 to 3186 and encodes 608 amino acids. NCBI's taxonomy places the organism in Eukaryota, Viridiplantae, Streptophyta, Magnoliopsida, Fabales, Fabaceae. The transcript has 12 exons. The record is from RefSeq and is a predicted model, not a curated record.